GCCCCGGCGGUCCCCAGCCCCCGUGCGGAGGGGGUGGCAGCAGCCCUGUGACUCAUGCCUGCGUCGAAGCAGAUCAACCGGCGAUUCACUCUUUUAAAAAAGCAAAUCCGAGCACUUCUGGAAAAAAAGGUCAUCUCGCAUUAAAUUCCGCGGCGCGAUUGGUAUUCCGACGUCGUUUCUGGCGGAGUUUAUAAGCGGCGGGUCUCUCCCAGGCUGGAGUCGCCCUGCCUGCCUGGACUCCGGCAGCAAGAGUGUCCGCUCGCCCCCUUGCAAAUUCCUUGCUGCCCACCCCUCAGAGGAAAACCGGGCUCCGGGGAGUGGGGCUCUUCUGAAGAGAUGGCUUCCUCUGCUCCCUCGUCCUCCAACGACGCUCCGGACCCCACCCCAACUAAUUUACGACCCACAACUUACGACUCCUGGUGCGGCGUGGCUCACGGGUGCACCAGGAAAAUCGGGCUGAAGAUAUGCGGGUUCCUGCAAAGGACCAACAGCCUGGAAGACAAGGGACGGAUCGUCAGUUCCCUGAAGGAAAGGCAGUCCUCUAAGAGCCUGUUAGCAUGCGAGAACAGCGAGAAGGAGUCCAGGUUCCGGCGUACCGAGACCGACUUCUCCAAUUUGUAUGCCAGAGAUUUGCUGCCCGCCAAGAAUGGCGAGGAGCAGACCAUGCAGUUCCUGCUUGAGGUCGUGGACAUCCUCCUCAACUAUGUGAGGAAGACGUUUGACAGAUCUACCAAAGUGCUGGACUUCCAUCAUCCGCACCAGCUCCUGGAGGGCAUGGAGGGCUUCAACCUGGAGCUCUCAGACAACCCCGAGUCCCUGGAGCAGAUCCUGGUGGACUGUCGAGACACUCUGAAAUACGGCGUGAGGACAGGUCAUCCUCGCUUUUUCAAUCAGCUGUCCACAGGACUGGACAUUAUUGGCUUGGCUGGAGAGUGGUUGACAUCAACUGCUAACACAAACAUGUUUACCUACGAAAUUGCCCCUGUUUUUGUCCUCAUGGAACAAAUAACACUUCGAAAGAUGAGAGAAAUUAUUGGAUGGUCAAAUAAAGAUGGUGAUGGAAUAUUCUCACCUGGAGGAGCCAUCUCCAACAUGUACAGCAUAAUGGCUGCACGGUACAAGUACUUCCCUGAAGUCAAAACCAAAGGCAUGGCUGCAGUCCCUAAACUGGUUCUCUUUACCUCAGAACAUAGUCACUACUCAAUAAAGAAAGCUGGGGCUGCACUUGGAUUUGGAACAGACAACGUGAUUUUGAUAAAAUGCAAUGAAAGAGGCAAAAUAAUACCAGCUGAUUUGGAAGCAAAAAUUCUGGAAGCAAAACAAAAGGGAUAUGUUCCUCUCUUUGUAAAUGCGACUGCAGGCACAACAGUAUAUGGAGCCUUUGAUCCAAUACAGGAGAUUGCAGAUAUAUGUGAAAAAUACAAUCUCUGGCUCCACGUAGAUGCUGCCUGGGGAGGUGGGCUCUUAAUGUCUCGAAAACAUCGUCAUAAAUUGAGUGGAAUAGAAAGAGCCAAUUCAGUCACUUGGAAUCCACACAAGAUGAUGGGAGUGUUGUUACAAUGUUCUGCCAUUCUUGUCCGGGAGAAGGGUAUACUUCAAGGCUGCAAUCAGAUGUGUGCAGGCUAUCUCUUCCAGCCAGACAAACAGUAUGAUGUAUCAUAUGACACUGGGGAUAAGGCAAUACAGUGUGGUCGACAUGUGGACAUUUUCAAAUUCUGGUUGAUGUGGAAAGCGAAGGGCACAGUAGGAUUUGAAAACCAGAUCAACAAAUGCCUGGAGCUGGCAGAAUACCUCUACACUAAAAUAAAAAACAGAGAAGAAUUUGAGAUGGUUUUUGAAGGGGAGCCAGAGCAUACAAACGUAUGUUUUUGGUAUAUUCCGCCGAGCCUCAGGGGCAUGCCGGACUCUGAAGAGAGAAGAGAAAAGUUACACAGGGUGGCACCCAAAAUCAAAGCACUGAUGAUGGAGUCAGGUACUACCAUGGUUGGAUAUCAGCCUCAGGGCGAUAAAGUCAACUUCUUCCGAAUGGUCAUCUCAAACCCAGCAGCAACUAAGUCUGACAUUGACUUCCUCAUUGAGGAAAUCGAGAGAUUGGGGCAGGAGCUGUAGUACAGUGGUUGAAUUUUUUAUUUCUCUAAUUCACUGUUUUCCAGCACUGGCUAUUUUGUUUUACCCAGUUCUGCAGAACAUGUUUUAAGGAAAUUCUCUUUCUGUAACAUCCUUAACAACUAUAGGCUACUGAAACAUAUUUAUUGGUAGAUCAUACUACUGAGGGAAAAUGUAUUAUCUUGAAGUUGAAGUACUAUUGACUCUUACAUUGGUCUUGUUUAUUGUAGUCAGCAGGAAAUAAUUAAGUACUAAAAUAGCAAAUUAAUAACUGCACAGUAUAUAUGUACAGUAUAAAUAAAUAUAUAUAAUUAUAUAUAUAUAUAUACAUACAUAUAUAUAUACACACAGAGAGAGUGGUUAUGAACUUAGAUCUAAGCCACAGCAUGUUUUCCACUUUAAGAGAAUUAACUUUUCCUUCAACUAAUGAUGUGGAUAAUGUGCUACAGAUGUUUUAUGGCAGGUAAAAAUAGACAUAUAGAAACAUUCCUAAAAUGUAGAUUCUUAGGAGCUAAAGAAAAAGUAUAACAGUAUUAAAUCUUAUUGUUGGUGCUUCUCUCACGUAUGAAACAGCAAUCUAACAGCACCUUCAAGUAAAAUAGUUGCAUUUCCCCUUUAGUGUCACAUCAGGGGAUAAUAGUAGCAGUUGUUGUAACAGGUAUAUUAUUGCUGUAUUUUUAGAGGUUAAUUUGUGUAGAUUGUGUAUAUUAUUGUUAAAUGACUUUGUGUAAAAGGAUUUAAAUGUAAUAGUUUUACAGCAAGAUAACUGUUGAAUUGUAGGUAUAUGAAAUAUUUGCUUAUUUAUAUGCAGAGAUUUACCAUGCUGAAGAGUUGUCUUGUAUUUUCUUCCAUUUGUAAUGUAUCCUAUUUAUAUAUUAUUGAAGUUCUAAAUAAUGUUUAUGGUAUAUUAGUGUCUUUGUGAGCCAAAGAAAAAAAAUACAAAAAGUAUUAGUUGACACUUUCAUUUAAAUCCUAGUGCCCUUAAAAUAAUAACUUACAGAUGAUUUUACUGAAUAUAAGGAAUUCUAACAUUGUGUAUAGAUUGGCAAAUAAUGAGAUCCCUCUAAUCUAUUAGAAUUUUCAGUUUUAUUUAUUGUAAUGUCAGACUGUCUGUUCAGUGUUCUGGAUGCUUUUCUAGUGAACAUUGUUUGCUAACCAAGGCCCCUGUUUUUGAGUUGCAUUUCAGGACUUAGUUUCAACUAAACUCUGUGGGAGUUUUAAUCAGCAACAUUCUUUUAGUGAAAAGGAAUUCACUAGGUGUUUGGAGUUUAUAAAGGUAAUAAACCCAAAAGUUAUCUCAGAAAAUUGAAAUGCAGCUGGUUUGUCAUAACAAUUUCAACUGGCUGGACUUUUCAAAGUAUAAAAACGAGAGUCAUCUGCAGCUUCUUCAGUUUCAAUCCUUAGAUAAUCAAUACCACUGUGUGAAAAACUCCAUACUGGAAGAGGAGUAGUGGAACAAAAUGAAGAUUCAAUAAUCCUCUGUCUACUGAGUUACUGUCAUGUUGAUAAAUGGAAUAUGCUAAUUUGAAAUAUUUUAAUAUAUGAUUCCAUUGCUAUCUUCUAUGAAAAUCAGUAAGUAAUUGGUCUUCCCCCCCCCAAUCAGUAAUAAAAUUAAAUGUUUCUAAAACAAUUCAGGGAAAUGCAGUCAUGCUAUGUGGGUUUUGCAGCCUCUCUGGUCCCCUUCAGUUCUGUGGAAGGACAGCUACA
Messenger RNA from Dryobates pubescens (Downy woodpecker), 3813 nucleotides. RefSeq names its product glutamate decarboxylase 1 (gene GAD1). The record is from RefSeq and is a predicted model, not a curated record. Gene Ontology annotation, molecular function: glutamate decarboxylase activity; pyridoxal phosphate binding. The transcript is spliced from 17 exons. Lineage: Eukaryota; Metazoa; Chordata; Aves; Piciformes; Picidae. Gene Ontology annotation, cellular component: presynaptic active zone; cytoplasm. Gene Ontology annotation, biological process: GABA biosynthetic process. Bases 337 to 2109 code for a protein of 590 amino acids.